AUGUCUCUCUCUUGCCUUCUGGUGGUUUGCCAGCAACUCCCGACUUGCAGAGGUCGUUUUCUAACUCCUUUCCUUCACAAACAGUGACAAACUUGUCUAGUUACUUUGAAGUCGCCACACUACCCGGCGGGGACAGCUCACGCUCACCGACAGGUCUGUUUGGCGCACAGACUGUCUGUGUGUUUGGUACACAGGCUGUGUGAAGACACAGGCACCUCCGGGCGCCUUAGACCUCGUGCGCGCGGAGACGCUUGACGUCAGCGCGUAGCGAGCGCAGCGCCUCGGGCGCGCCGACUCGCUAGAGCGGGCCGAGGGCAAGACGUAAACGGACGCUCACCAGGCCCCUAGUUAGUGAGUGCCCUCCGUCAGGCCGUUUCGCGGUCGAGGAACGUCACCUGAGUUGUGUACCGAAGGCACCGAGAGCACCCGCGCCGCGGCCUGGGGAAGGUUCCGCAGCCCAGAGCCGUGGGAGGAGACGCCUGGAGAUCAGGAGUGGCGCCACCGCGCGACCGUGACGUGGGUCGCGGGCCGGCGCACCAUUGGUCGGCGGGAAUGUGGCGCGUCCUGCUGCCGGCGCGGGCAAUUGGCCGCGCGGCCUCGGGGGGCGGGGCUAGGGCCGGAGGCGGGGCCCGUGCCUGGGGGCGGGGUCUGAAGGAGACUCGCCCAGCGGCGCAGCCUUCAGCGGACGGCGCGCGUCUGAGGUUCCCGGGGUGGCGCGGAGGCCGGGCGGCGAUGCCGGAGGUAAGCACGGACGAGCUGGACGAGCGGCAGGUGCAGCUCCUAGCGGAGAUGUGCAUCCUCAUCGAUGAGAACGACCGGAGGAUUGGGGCGGAGACCAAGAAGAACUGCCACCUGAACGAGAACAUCGAGAGAGGGUUGUUGCACCGAGCUUUCAGUGUCUUCUUGUUCAACACCGAGAACAAGCUGCUGCUGCAGCAGAGGUCAGACGCUAAGAUUACCUUCCCAGGGUGUUUUACUAAUACUUGCUGUAGUCACCCGUUAAGCAACCCAAGUGAGCUGGAAGAAAAUGAUGCUAUUGGAGUAAGAAGAGCAGCACAGAGGCGGUUAAAGGCCGAACUCGGAAUUCCCAUGGAAGAGGUUCCUCCAGAGGAAAUUAAUUAUCUAACACGAAUUCACUACAAGGCUCAAUCUGAUGGUAUCUGGGGAGAACAUGAAAUUGAUUACAUUUUGUUUGUGAAGAAGAACGUGACCUUGAAUCCAGACCCCAAUGAGAUUAAAAGCUAUUGCUAUGUAACAAAGGAAGAAUUACAAGAACUUCUAGAAAAGGCGGCCCAUGGUGAAAUUAAGAUAACCCCAUGGUUUCAAAUUAUUGCAGAUACUUUUCUCUUUAAGUGGUGGGAUAACUUAAAUCGUUUGAAUCUGUUUGUUGACCAUGAGAAAAUACACAGAAUGUAAAAGUGGAGAUGAAUGGUUACUAAAGUACUGAAGAAUUUCUCUAGUUAGUAAACUUAAAAUGAACUUUAAAAAAAUCUGGUUCCCCACUGGAACUCUCCGUGGAAAUACUGAUACUUUACAACCAGAAUUUGUAUGGAAAAGAAUUCUUGAUUUUAUGUCAUACACCCCAUAUAUAUGUACUGCAAUUUGUAAAAAAAAAAAAAAAAAAAAUUUCAGAGAUUAUUAUACAAAGAGAGCAAAAUAAACUUAACCUGUCUAAACAAAUGGUUAUGACACAUUUAAACAAGUGGAGUUCAUUUUUUAUAUAUUGUGAUAAACAUUUUCAGAAGACUUGUAUCUGCCAGGUACUUGACAAACUUUUAUCAUGGUCCAAAAUAAUGUGCAAUGGAAGCUAUUUGCUUAUCUACUUCAAAACAUUGCAAUCUAACUUUCCAUGUUAAGAGAUAAAAUAUAGUAGAGCAAUUCAAGGGAAUUAAAUGGCAUGAUUUUUGUCAUUAAAAGUUAAUUUUGUGGCUUAAUCAUUCUGUAUUUUUGAUACUUAAAGUCUAACAUUGAUUUUGGUAGGGACAUUGGCUAGGUGAAGUCAUUUAAAUAGUCCAUGCCAAUUAGGAAAGUCUGGUUUUCAAAAUUACUAGGAACACAGACUAUUUGUAAAAUGGAACUUGAGUCAGUUGAGUCAUACUCAACAACAGGGUCUUUUAACUGUGGCACUGCAGUUUAGACUGGUUAAUUCUUUUUGAAGGUUCAUCCUGUGCCUUGUAUAGCAGCAUCCUUAGGUUCUACCCAAAAAAUGCCUUUGGCACCCCUCCCCCCAUGGCAGCCCCAGUGACACCAAAUGGUAAAUGUCUUCUGGAGGUCAGGCCAUGUUGUAGGAAAAUUAACCAAAAACAGGUUAAUAUUCAUGUUAAAUAGAUUUGGGUUAUGGAAUACGUAUAUAUUAUUAUUCAAAAUGUACCUUGACUAAUGGUACUUUUUUAAACUCUUGCCACAGAUUUCUUACAUUUGAGACCUUAAGACUGCUUUAUUAUCCUUGAAUGCUAUUGAUUUCAGGCAAAACUAUAGCAAAUGUUAACUUUAACAAUAAAAAUAAAUUACCACA
Messenger RNA from Cervus elaphus (red deer), 2515 nucleotides. It is a transcript of the gene IDI1, whose product is annotated as isopentenyl-diphosphate delta isomerase 1. Gene Ontology annotation, cellular component: cytoplasm. The record is from RefSeq and is a predicted model, not a curated record. Gene Ontology annotation, molecular function: isopentenyl-diphosphate delta-isomerase activity. The transcript is spliced from 5 exons. Lineage: Eukaryota; Metazoa; Chordata; Mammalia; Artiodactyla; Cervidae. Gene Ontology annotation, biological process: isopentenyl diphosphate biosynthetic process; isoprenoid biosynthetic process. Bases 553 to 1416 code for a protein of 287 amino acids.